AUGUGCGUUUCAUUCUCCCAACAAGUUGUUGCCUCGUUCCACAUCGUUCACGUGGGUGCAGAUGCAUACAUUCUCAAAGACAACUACAUACAUAGACGCUUGGCUAUCUAUCUAUCUAUCUAUCUAUCUAUCUGUAGAUUUUACCGUGUGCCGAAACCGCUAGACAUUCUAAAUCCUUUUUCUUCAUCUCUCUUGAUAUGCGCCUCUUUCUCCCAACAGGUUGUCGCCCCAUUCCGCAUUGUUCACGUGGGUGAAAAGGCAAAUGCAUACAUUCUCAAAGACAAAUGCAUACAUAGACGCCUGGCUCUCUCUCUCUCUCCCCACCUUCUCUCUCUCUCUCCCCACCUUCUCUCUCUCUCCCCACCUUCUCCUCUCUCUCCUCUCCCCACCUUCUCUCUCCCCACCUUCUCACUCUCUCUCCCUCUCUCCCCACCUUCUCUCUCUCUCUCUCCCACCUUCUCCUCUCUCCCCCCUUCUCUCUCUCUCUCUCCCCACCUUCUCUCUCUCUCCCCACCUUCUCUCUCUCCCCACCUUCUCUCUCUCUCUCCCACCUUCUCUCUCUCUCUCUCUCCUCACCUUCUCUCUCCUCACCUUCUCUCUCUCUCUCCUCCCCCACCUUCUCUCUCCCCUCUCUCCCCACCUCUCCUCUCUCCCUCUCUCUCUCCUCCCCUUCUCUCUCCCUCCCCACCUUCUCUCUCUCUCUCCCCACCUCUCUCUCUCUCUUUCUCUCCCCACCUUCUCUCUCUCUCUCUCUCCCUCUGUAGAUUUCACCGUGUGCCGAAACCGCUGGGUGUGUUUAUGGCUACGAUUUGCAGGCUUAAUUGA
This is a messenger RNA of Acanthosepion pharaonis, 825 nucleotides long. NCBI's taxonomy places the organism in Eukaryota, Metazoa, Mollusca, Cephalopoda, Sepiida, Sepiidae. The record is from the annotation of a GenBank genome assembly.